CAUGGAGGACGAGGUGGAUGUAGAUAUCGAGGGAGACGAGUUUGACACCAGUGUUAGUGAGCUGGAUGGAGCAGGUUUAGUUCAGGAGCAGUUCGUGCAGUCUGCGUGGAAGAGCAGCGCCGGGAUCCUGCCAUGGGAGUUGGACAGCUCCAUCAGCGCAGAGAACAGGGAGGUGAUAGAGAGGAUGCUGCUGGAGGAACAAUACUAUCUGACAGGUGAGGAGAUUCCCAAACAUAUUUGGCACAGUGAUGACAACAAGCCCAAAGUGAAGAAGUCUCCAGCCAAGACAUCAUCCUCAAGUUCUUCCUCUCGUUGGUCCAAACAAGAGAAAGACUUGUUCGAGGAGGGUCUGGCUCAGUUUGGUCGAAGAUGGACAAAAAUUUCCAAGCUGGUGGGCAGUCGUACUGUUCUUCAAGUCAAGAGCUAUGCCAGACAGUAUUUUAAACACAAGACUGAAUCUGAACCCGAAGCUGCAGCUCCCUCUACAGUCACUGAGCUGCACAUGCACCCUCCUCAGCCCACCUCCAGUCAUGCACCCACUCUCUCAAACACUGUGCGUAUAGAGAAGCUUUCUGAUGAUGAAGACGAGGACGUAGACAUCACAGAUGACCUCAGUGAUGACGGAGAGGCAGACAACAAACCGCAAACUGAGCUCUGUAAAGCAGAUCAGCCAACAGACCCCGAGAUCCAGACUGGCAGUCCCACACAAGAGCAGGGAGAUGCAGGUCAGACUGAGUCAGGGGAAAAACCCGGCCACAGCUCUUUGUCUCCACAAAGUCCUCAGCCUGCAUCUUCACUUCCUGACUCAGAGGAGCCUGCUGUGACUGAGUUAGAGAAGAAAGGCCAGCAGACUGUAUCACCUCUUCCAAUAAACACUCACAGGACUGAUGAGCAGGAGAGCCAGAGCUGCCGGUCUGAGAGCUCCACACAGACGACACAUCAGCUGGAAGAGGCCUGUAGCGACGGCACAGAUCCUUCUGAUAAAGCUGAGGAGAAUCUAAGUGACAGACCAGAAGAAGACCAGGAUGAAGAGGAAGAGGAGGAGGAAGAAGAGGAGGAGCUUAAAGUCCCUGAGCAGGAAAUAGAGAUGGACAUGGAGACAAUCACAGAGGAGGAGAAACAAGCCAUCCCAGAGUUCUUUGAAGGACGACCAUCCAAAACCCCUGAAAGAUAUCUAAAGAUCAGAAACUACAUCCUGGAUCAAUGGUUGAAGAGCAAACCCAAGUACCUGAACAAGACAUCGGUGCGCCCCGGGCUCAAGAACUGUGGUGACGUCAACUGCAUUGGCAGAAUACACACCUACCUGGAACUGAUCGGAGCCAUCAAUUUCAACUGUGAACAAGCAGUGUAUAACCGGCCAAAGGUGGUGGACCGCUCCAAGCACAAAGAGGGCAAAGAUGUACUUGAGGCCUAUCAGCUGGCACAAAGGCUGCAGAGCAUGCGGACCCGGAAGCGUCGUGUGCGGGACAUCUGGGGAAACUGGCGUGAUGCUAAAGACUUAGAGGGACAGACAUAUGAGCAUCUGAGUGCGGAGGAGCUCGCCCUGCGGAGAGAGGAGAUGAAGAAGCAGCCGAAACCAUGCAAGAUCCCCAGAUACAGAGGAUCUUUUGAUCCCUUCCAGCUGAUCCCCUGCAGGUAUUUUGGAGAGGACGUACAGGAACCGUUCCAGGUCAUUGUGUGUGCAGAGACUCUUCUCAUCAUGGACAUGCAUGCCCAUGUGUCACGGGGGGAAGUUAUCGGCCUGCUCGGUGGGACUUUCAACGAGAAGGAGAGAGUGUUAAAGAUCUGUGCGGCAGAGCCGUGUAACAGCGUGAGUACAGGUUUGCAGUGUGAGAUGGACUCGGUGUCUCAGACCCAGGCUUGUGAUGUGCUGUCAUCCCUGGGCUUCAGUGUGGUGGGCUGGUACCACUCGCAUCCCACCUUCCACCCUAACCCCUCAGUGCGGGAUAUUAACACGCAGGACCAGUUCCAGAGUUACUUCUCACGUGGCGGAGCCCCCUUCAUUGGGAUGAUAGUGAGCCCGUACGACCCAGCAAAUCCCUCCCCUCACUCUCAAACUACGUGCCUGUUGGUGAAAGAGAGCCAGGAGCCCUCGGGUCCACAGAAGCUGCCUUACAGAUUUGACUUCCUGUCAUCACAAGACAUUCCAGACUGGGAACAAACAUUAAGGAGAGCCCUGUGGAUCAUCCAUAAAUACUCUCAAACUCCUGGGAGUGUGCAGAUGAACAGAUUUUUCCGGAAGGACUCCCAUCUCACCUGUUUGGAAAAGAUGCUGUCGUCUCUGGCCAAGUACCUGGAGCACCUGCCGGAGGAGGAGGGAGACUCCUUCCUCACUCAGAUCCAGGCUCUUUUCCACUCAGACUUUAUAGCCAAGCAGGAAGCAUCUGACCAGGAAGAAGAUGAGGCUUUACCUGUGGACUCAGAUAACCUCACCUUUGACCACCUGAUCAGUCAGGAGCAGCCCCUGGGGGGAGGAGGAGACUCAGCUUCAAAUAGCAAUGUACAGCCCACCACCUCUGAGACAGACAGCAGCACAUUGUUACAUAUGGGCUCUGUGUUGUCAACUGAACAUGACUAUUUACUGUGAAGGACCAAAUCUGACUGUACUGGUAAUAUACUACAUUAGUUGACUCACCAUAAACUGUGUUUAGUGUAAAUAGUAUUAGGUUUUAUAUCAGUAUUACUAGCUUUCUCAUUUAGUAUUUUAACAACAUUUUAUGAAUGUGGUAUCCGAUUUUGAGCAGAGUUUAAC
Molecule: messenger RNA, 2752 nt
Organism: Scomber japonicus (chub mackerel)
Lineage: Eukaryota; Metazoa; Chordata; Actinopteri; Scombriformes; Scombridae
Gene: mysm1
Product: Myb-like, SWIRM and MPN domains 1
Exons: 19
Coding region: 2-2587 (861 amino acids)
Biological process (GO): double-strand break repair
Cellular component (GO): BRCA1-A complex; BRISC complex
Molecular function (GO): metallopeptidase activity; polyubiquitin modification-dependent protein binding
Source: RefSeq, a predicted model, not a curated record